AAUCGAGGGAACUCUAUAAUGGCCUAACAAGAUGGCCGGUCAUUCUUGCGGCCACGAGCAUCAUGAACACGAUCAUUCAGGUCCUGAUCUUGGCGCUUUGUACAGUCUGUAUACAAAAAUCGAUAUACAAAAAGUAGAAUGUUUAAAUGAAGAAACUGAUGGAUCAGGAAAAUUUGUUUUCAAAGCCUGGGAUAAAAGAAUGGAGACAGACAAGUAUGUACAAAGUGAUGCAGACGAAGAGUUAUUAUUCAAUAUUCCAUUUACUGGGAAUGUCAAGUUAAAAGGUGUCAUUGUUAUUGGGGGAGAAAAUGAUAUGCAUCCAUCAAAAAUGAAACUAUUUAAAAACAGACCAAAAAUGAGCUUUGAUGACACAAGUCAACACUGUGACGAGGAAUUUGAUCUUCAACCAGAUUAUAAAGGAGAAUUAGAAUACAACACCAAAGUUGCAAGAUUCUCUAAUGUGGAACAUUUGUCAAUUUACUUCCCUACAAAUUUUGGGAAUGACAAUACAAGAGUAUACUACAUUGGACUCAAAGGAGAUUUCACCCAGGCCCAUAAGCAUGGAGUAACAAUUUGCACAUAUGAAUCAAGAGCGAAUCCUGCAGACCAUGAAAGCAAAGCUUAUGAUCCAACAUCACAAUUUAUACACUAAACAAAACCUGUAAGGUGGCUUGGCGUUCAAUUAACUAAAAAAAAUGAAAAAAGCUUAUCUUGUAAACUUCAUCAUUUCUGCUUAAAUUAAACAAUCAGUUCAAAGACAA
This is a messenger RNA of Rhopilema esculentum, 761 nucleotides long. RefSeq names its product PITH domain-containing protein CG6153. Lineage: Eukaryota; Metazoa; Cnidaria; Scyphozoa; Rhizostomeae; Rhizostomatidae. The record is from RefSeq and is a predicted model, not a curated record. Gene Ontology annotation, cellular component: nucleus.